Molecule: messenger RNA, 1784 nt
Organism: Alternaria rosae
Lineage: Eukaryota; Fungi; Ascomycota; Dothideomycetes; Pleosporales; Pleosporaceae
Exons: 4
Coding region: 103-1404 (433 amino acids)
Biological process (GO): polyketide metabolic process
Source: RefSeq, a predicted model, not a curated record
UGUAACCGUAUCGUCGCGUCCUUUCUUUCCCAUCAGAUUAUCCCUUCACCAAUUCACCCUUUUCCCUUACCAAAAAAAGUAAACAUCGCAAUCGCGACAAUCAUGGGUGGCGCACCUGUUACCCCACCAUUGUCAUGGCCGGCGCAGGCCCCACCACCACAGCCUCUAAUCAUAACUUCGGAUAUCACACUUCAGGCGCCGCUUUCAAGGCGAGGAAAAGGACCAGGGUUGGUUCUUGUGUUGAACCAUUAUGCCGCAAAUGAGGCGAAAGAGGGAUGUUUGGAUCCGCCGCCGUUGAAGAAAUGGGCUGAGGAGGGGUUCGCGGUCGUGCAGCUGCUGGUACCUGGUAAAGUCGACGGCGAAUUUCCUCUCCAGAAGGCGCUGGACGUACUGAGGAACUGUGAAGAAUGCGAGUUCGGCAGUGGUGUUGGACUGAUAUCAUAUCUAUCAAGAAUUCCCUAUUACCUCGAAGAAGCUGCCUGUCAAAACCCCUCCAUCAAGGCCCUCAUAUCUUACGGCGGCAAAAGUCUUUCCACACUAAGCUCGAAGGCACUGCCACCUCAACUAGUACACGUCGCGGGGCUACCAGACCCUCAUCGCCGCGAGUCAUGCUCAUUAGUCCCAGAAUCAUCCUCAGAGAAACUAGUGCUACUCCCGGAGAACAUCAUUAAGACUUACCGGUACGAAGAUGCGACAAAAGAUUCUGGAUGGGUACUUCCAAGCGAUGAGGACUAUCACAAGCGAAGCGCUGGCAUUGCGCAUACGAGGAGUCUGACUUUCUUGAAGCCGCUGCUUGGCGGGCCUUUUUUCGAUCUGGAGGCGGUGUGGGAAGAGCAUACCAAGUUCGAAUUCGGGGAAAGAGAUGUAGAGAAGACGAUGGCUACGAUGGUGGACCAGCCAUAUGUGAAUCAUAUCCCGACUAUGACUGGAGGCGUAGGCCAAGAGCGACUCACAGCCUUCUAUACGCAUCACUUCGUCUUCAGCAACCCGCCCGACACUGCCCUCUCCCUCGUCUCCCGGACCGUAGGCAUCGACCGUGUGAUCGACGAGUUCAUCUUCACCCUGACCCACACCAAAGAAGUUCCCUGGCUACUCCCUGGUAUCCCUCCCACCGGAAAGCCCUUAGCCAUCCCGUUCACUAGCGUUGUUGCUAUGCGCGGUGAUCGACUUUGUCAUGAACACAUCAGCUGGGAUCAUGCCACGGCGUUGAAACAAUUGGGUCUGCUUCCGGAGUACGUGCCUUUCCCGUACGAUAUCGAGGGCGCAGCGCCGCCGGAAGGGAAGAGAUUCGAGGUGAGACUGCCGGUCGUGGAUAUGGAGGGGAGUCGGAAGCUGGUGGAUGAGAGUAGUGAGGAGAGUAAUACUUUGAUGAGUGGACGGUGGCGACUGGUCGACGAUGUAUAGUGGCAGUCGGGUUGUGGUGACGAAGCUCGGCUUUGGGUAAUACAUCGGAGGUACGUAUCUAAGAUCAUACAAAGGCCUAUGGUUUCGCCAAUACAUGCCCUUACGCGCCAGCUGGGGCAGAUACGAGCGCCUCAGGCACUGUAUUCGUACCAGCUCUUUACGUCCCUGACGAGCAUCCCAAUCGCUGCCGGCGGAUAUAGGUGAUGCGGAAUCAAGGCCUUGCGGAAUAUUGUCGUCUUGGUCAAGGCUAACGAGACCUUGAUACGGAGCACAGCCUCAUCGAAGACCUCUUCCGCGGUCAAGAACUUGACGUUACUAGCAUUCAACUCGGAUACCUUCUGCACACCUUGCUACUGGCUCAGCAUGCCGAAAUCGCCAAC